CAACAAGGGGCUUUUGAAAAGAUCUUGCCCUUUUAUCUCCUUUUCUCACUGGAAAGCACCAAUCUGGUCUGCUUUUGACGUCCGCAGCGCUAUGGCUACUGUUAAAGCGCCGACUCCGAACUCGCCGCCGCAAGCCUGUCGAAGGACCUGGUCUCACCGAUCCUCACCAAACCAAGAUACUCGAUGCCGCCGUCUACUUAGAUGACCCUGGGAUGGAUAGCAUUGGCGCAGAGUCGCGUAACGAAGGAGGCGUACACGCCCCGCUCUGAGGCUACCCUUCCUGACCACGCCAGCUUUUUCACGAAAGCUGGUUGAAGUGCGAGAUGACACAAGAGGAUGGAAUACAAUACUCGCUGCAGAUUUGCGUGUUGUCAUGCAACAUGCUGACGCGUAUAGCGUUCAAUCGCCAUGCGGCUUUGUGCCGGAUUGAUGAGAGAAGGCCGGAAGAGAGUGAGUGCAGGAACGCGAUGCGAAAACGGACGGUGAGGAUCCGGUCCAACGAUCGAGAGUACGAUAGCUUCUCAGCCCAGCUCCUAUGGCAAGAGAUGUGUGUGCACACACUGUUUGCGAUAAUGGGUGAUGGUAGCCGCGCUGGAAGAUGGCGUCGACGAAGAUGCUCAGCCAGAGGAAGGAGUUGAGGUGUUCGGUUCCACCUCCGCACCCAGCAGCCCUAAGAACAAGAGAACUCGAUCUCCUCGAGACGACCAUUUGCCAACUCGGCUCCCUCCACAGCAUCAGCCGACAGAAUUGAUGACGAUACAUUCAAUGUUGACUGGCCGUCUGCAAGAUCGCAGCGAUCAGGAGGUACCGUCACCAGUCACGGAACGAAUGCUUCGCCCCUUCCUCCCUCAAGCGCACCCAGCCCAAGACCGACUGACUCUUCUGGGAAAUUCAGCCAACAACAGUGUCAUCCAUUCGGGACGACGUUGACAUCCAUACAAGAGGAAGACUGGGAUCAGAAAAUACUUACCACGAAGAGCGUCCGACUUGCAUCCGCUACCUUUUCCAGUGGGGGGUGUUGCGGAACGACAGAACAGUGGCGAAGGACGAAGCGGCUGAUGUGGCGGUUACUCCGGAAUGCUAUUGGCGACGGGUCUUGAAAGCCGAGCGCGAGCGGGUGUUGAAAAAGAAGAUUCCUCAGACUCGAAGCGUGCUCACGAUCAACUGAAGAGAUCCUACGGCGGAGGACGGCGCGCAAAGGUGACUGACUAAAGAGGAUCGGAAAACAGGACGGCGCAUGCUUGCGAUCGACUGAAGAGAUCCUGUGGCGAAGAGUGGCGCGCAGGCAAUCGAUCGCUGAGAGUUCUGACGAGAUGGAAUGUUCUUGCAAGUUUCUGCGGCGUAGGAUGGCGCGCAGGCGAUCGGUCUCGGAGAGGUCUGAUGACAAGGAGGAACUUUACUGCACAGGACUGCGCCAGUUCGCGAUCGACCGAAGAGAACAUGCCAGCUCGGCUUGGAUCAAGCAAGACUUUGCCACGCAGGACCGCGCAGGUUGGCGAUCGACCGGAGAGAGAGCUGGCGGGAAGGGCUGUCUUUGCAAGACUUCACUGCCAGGGACGGUAUGCAGGCCGAGAGUGACUGAGGCAGAGGACGGCGUGGUUGCGAUCGAUGCAGAGAGGCUGCGGCGCAGGAUCAAGUGCUUUGCGAUCGACGAAGAGAUGUUGCGACAGAGGACUGCGCAUACCCACAUUCGACUGAAGAGAAGUGCGGCGGCCAGGCCAGUUCAACAGAUGUCUAGCAGUGGGACAACGGCGCAAGCUGGCGAUCGAUCAAAGAGAAGUCCGGCGACCGGGCCUGUUCCACCGCGAUUUUACUGCACAGAUGACUCGAUCCUUGCGAUCGACUCAAGAGCAAUUCAAUGGCGAGGUACAGUUCAAGCAAGACUUUUACCUUACCCUCAC
Molecule: messenger RNA, 1901 nt
Organism: Cladophialophora immunda
Lineage: Eukaryota; Fungi; Ascomycota; Eurotiomycetes; Chaetothyriales; Herpotrichiellaceae
Exons: 2
Coding region: 580-930 (116 amino acids)
Source: RefSeq, a predicted model, not a curated record